Molecule: messenger RNA, 2736 nt
Organism: Phytophthora sojae
Lineage: Eukaryota; Oomycota; Peronosporomycetes; Peronosporales; Peronosporaceae
Product: membrane alanine aminopeptidase, Zn-binding site
Exons: 1
Coding region: 1-2640 (879 amino acids)
Biological process (GO): proteolysis; peptide catabolic process
Cellular component (GO): cytoplasm
Molecular function (GO): metalloaminopeptidase activity; peptide binding; zinc ion binding
Source: RefSeq, a predicted model, not a curated record
AUGACGAAGCCGUUCGCGCGCCUGCCGACCUGCGUGGCCCCCUCCAAGUACUUCCUGGACUACGCCGUGGACCUGGACCGCUGCCGCUUCGAGGUGCGCGAGCGCGUGCAGCUCGUGGUCCGCGAGACCACCAGCCGCAUCACGUGCCACGCGCUGGAGCUGCACGUGUUCGACGCGAGCGUCUCCGUGGCCGGGCGCGCGGCCCCCAUCAAGUGCAGCGAGAUCCGCUACCUGGCCGAGGACCAGGCGGUCGAGCUGCUGCUGGACGAGCCGCUGGCCGCGGGCGCCGACGCGACGCUCGCGCUCACGGCGCACGGAGAGCUCAACGACAAGCUGCACGGCUUCUACCGCAGCGAGUACGACCACGAGCUGGCGGGCGAGACGCGCCUCAUGGCCGUCACGCAGUUCGAGGCCUGCGACGCGCGCCGCGCCUUCGUGUGCUGGGACGAGCCGGCCAUCAAGGCCAAGUUCGAGAUCUCCAUCGCCUGCGACGUGGAGCUCACGGCCAUCUCGAACACGCACGUGGUGCAGACGCUCGUGCGCCCGCGCGCCAAGAACGCGCACGUGCGCGCGCUGUCCCGCCCCAAGGCGGCCACGCUGGAGAAGCUCUGGCGGUUCGCCGAGACCCCCAUCAUGUCCACGUACCUCGUGGGCAUGAUCGUAAGCGAGUUCGACUCGGUCUCGACCAUCACGAAGGAGGGGGUGCUGGUGUCCGUGUACACGCCCGUGGGGCGCAGUGAGCGCGGCAAGUUCGCGCUCGAAGUGGGUGCCAAGGCGCUGUCGUUCUAUACCGAGAGGUUCGGCAUUCCGUACCCGCUCAAGAAGAUGGACAUGCUGGCCAUUCCUGACUUUGCCGCCGGUGCCAUGGAGAACUGGGGGGUUGUGACGUACCGCGAGACGAGGCUGUUGAUCGACGAGCAGCUGAGCAGCUUCGGGCAGAAGAUGGCCACGGCGCGCACCGUGUGCCACGAGAUCGCCCAUCAGUGGUUCGGCAACCUGGUGACCAUGGAGUGGUGGACGGGGCUGUGGCUCAACGAGGGCUUCGCGCGCUUCAUGGAGUUCGAGGCCGUGCACCACGUCUUCCCCGAGUGGAACGUGUGGGAGGUCUUUGUCCAGGACAUUACCAUGAGUGUGGCCAUGGGCAAGGACUGCAUGCUCACGUCCCAUCCAAUUGAAGUGAAGGUGAACCACCCCGACGAGGUGGACCAGAUCUUCGACGUGAUCUCGUACGCUAAGGGUGCCAGUGUCAUCCGCAUGUUGUCCGAGUACCUUGGCCGGGAUGUGUUUUAUCGCGGCAUUCACGAGUAUUUGGUCAAGUUCAGCUACCGCAACGCACGGACGCAAGAUCUGUGGGAGGCGCUGGAGCAAGCUUCCGGCCAGCACAUUACAUCGCUGGCGAGUGGAUGGACCAGUCAGACCGGGUACCCGAUGGUAACGUUGUCGGACGAUGGCAGCCUCACGCAGGAGCGCUUCCUGGCGGAUCAAACGCUAAAGGCGGCUGCUUCGGAGAGUGUUUCAUGGGAUGUCCCCAUUACCUUCAUCGCGUCCGAUAAGCCCAAGGAGAUCCAGCGUGUGGGCAUUUGGGAGCGCAACUCGACCUCGGAUGCACUAGCGGCCAAGCUUCGUGCACCAUCGAGCGGAUGGAUCAAGCUCAACGCUGGCCAAGCCGGGUUCUUCCUCGUGAAGUACUCUCCUGACGGAUGGAAGCGUCUGCAGCAGCCUGUGCGUGAGAAGACGCUGGGGGCAGUGGACCGCAUGAGCCUCUUGAACAGCAUCUUCUCGUUUGCUCGCAGCGGUGAGCUGCCGGUGUCUAGCGCUCUGGACUUUAGUUUCGCGUACGCGGAGGAACCGGAGCACUUGUGCUGGAAGGAAAUUUCGUCCAACCUGCGCUUCUACAGCACGCUCUACAGCGCCGACGCGUUCUACCCGAAGCUGCAGGCCUACAUCCGUCAGUUGUUCUCGAAGAUCAUGCAGCGUUUGACGUGGCAGGCUGCGGAGGGCGAGAGCUCGACCGUGGCUCCGUUCCGUCGCGACGUAAUCAGCAUGCUUGCUUUGGGCGACGACCCCGAAGUGAUCGCCGAGUCCCAGCGUCUGUUCCAGGCGUACUUCGAAGACAGCUCGGCGCUGUCGGCGGACCUGCGCGGCGUGGUCUUCAACGCACAAGCUCGUCGCGGCGAUGCCUCGCACCUGAGGCUUCUGCGGGAGAGGUACGAGUCCAGCAAUUUCAUCGAGGAGAAGCUGGACUGCCUCACGGCUCUCGGCCUGUUCAAGUCUCUGGAGCUUAAGCGCGAGGUGAUCACGUGGGGCCUCAAGACCGUGCGCUCGCAGGACAUCCAAUACGUCUUUAGCAGCGUGGCAGCGGAUGCGCCUGGCGCCGAGUUCGCGUGGAAGUACGUGCAAGAGCACUGGGCGGAGCUGAACGAGCAGUACCGUCCGCUGAUCGUUGGGCGCAUUGUCAUGUCGGUGGCGUCGCGCUUCCAGAGCGACGCUCAUGCGCAAGAGGUGGAGACGUUCCUGGAGACGCGCAAGCACUCGUCGUACACGCGGCUGCUGGACGCGGCGCUGGAGCGGAUUCGUGUCAAGAGCGCCUGCUACCAGCGCAGCCGAGAUGACCUGGCCAAGUGGCUCGAGUCGAUUUAAAGAGGAACGUGACCUACGCAGGUAAUACGCCGAUAUCCGACAUGUAUUAAAGUGCGCGCGGCUAACACUUCCAAUGCAUGUAGCGGCUUUUAAAUG